AUGUUCCACCUACUGACUUCCUCCUGGUCUUGGCUAAAGACAACCGAAGAGACACGGAAAAUGAACAUCAUCGUCAUUGGCUUGGACAACUCUGGAAAAACUGUUCUUGUGGAGGCAGUCCAAAGAUUAUUUCCCAGUAGGACAGACGAUUGUACAAAAUUGAAACUGACUACACUCCUCUUCGAUGAGUAUGAAGUUUGCUUCUGUGACCUGAAUGGAGACCUGAAGAGCCGAGAAAUGUGGCCAAACUACUAUGCGCAGACACACGGGAUUGUUUUUGUUGUGGAUUCCAGUGACUUGGGACGCAUGCAAGAAGUGAAGAUCAUCUUAACACAUCUUCUGACUGAUAAAAGAGUGGCAGGGAAACCCUUCUUACUCCUGGCAAACAAACAAGACAAGAAAGACGCCCUCCUGCCUUCAUCUAUUAUUGAAUAUCUACUACUGGAAAGGCUAGUGAGUGAGAAUAAGUCCCUAUUCCGAGUGGAGCCAUGUUCAGCCAUCAGUAACUUCCAAAGGAAGAACAAUCAGCCCAUGAUUGAAGGAUUGCACUGGCUAUUAGCUGCCAUUGGGGAUAAAUAUGAAGAACUGUAUACUCGCCACCAGAUGCCCAACUCAAGCAUCCCAAUCUUCAAGAACACUAGAGGCUCUGGAGAAAGCUUCUCAACCAUAAUGGGAAUGUCCAAAAAGAAAAGAAAGCAUUCAGGACAAUGCACAGUAGAAGCUAGCCUCCUAAAGCCAAUCCUACAGCCAGCAAAUUAA
This is a messenger RNA of Cynocephalus volans (Philippine flying lemur), 759 nucleotides long. RefSeq names its product ADP ribosylation factor like GTPase 13A (gene ARL13A). The record is from RefSeq and is a predicted model, not a curated record. Gene Ontology annotation, molecular function: GTP binding; GTPase activity. NCBI's taxonomy places the organism in Eukaryota, Metazoa, Chordata, Mammalia, Dermoptera, Cynocephalidae. The coding region runs from base 1 to 759 and encodes 252 amino acids. Gene Ontology annotation, biological process: receptor localization to non-motile cilium; non-motile cilium assembly. The transcript has 7 exons. Gene Ontology annotation, cellular component: ciliary membrane; non-motile cilium; motile cilium.